Molecule: messenger RNA, 1247 nt
Organism: Dromiciops gliroides (monito del monte)
Lineage: Eukaryota; Metazoa; Chordata; Mammalia; Microbiotheria; Microbiotheriidae
Gene: CFAP141
Product: cilia and flagella associated protein 141
Exons: 4
Coding region: 308-658 (116 amino acids)
Source: RefSeq, a predicted model, not a curated record
GUGCCUGCCUAUGUGUGCAUGUGCACACAACUAUCAGGGCAUGAUGGGCCCGAUUCCCCUGAAAUUAUAGUUAUGAGCUGCCUCUGGAGCCCAGCAAAAGAGGUCCUGGAUUUGAGCCUGCAACUCUUACUAAGUGGUGGGGGUCACUAUUAGAAGGCUAAGGAACUAGGAUUCCCUUUCAGGUCUCCCAGGCAACAAGCCACUUGACCAAUCAGGGCCUAGGCCUAGGGCAUAAUUGGAGGCAUGCCUAGUAACCAGGGUGAUUGGGAUCAUUGAGCGGACAAAACAGGAAGAGCAACAGUCAAGAAUGUCCACCCACUCUACUAAACCUGUGGCAAACCCUCGGGUAUCCCUGUCCCUGGAUGAGGUCAUAAAGAUAGAAGAGAGUUACAAGAGGAUAGUAGCAUUUGAGAAGGCCGUUGAGAGUUGGAAAAACACAGUAGUGCGGUGCGUAUGGCAGGCAACAAUGAACCAGAGGAGGAACCCAUAUGCCAUCCUCAGGAUGCAAGACAUCAUGGAUCAGGAGAUGGCACUGGCCAACAAGCAGCUGCUGACUGUUCGGCAGGCUGCAUUAAGUCAGCUGUUUGAAAAGGAGCAUCAACAGUACCAGCAGGAGCUAAAUCAGAUGGGCAAAUCCUUCUAUGUGGAAAGACUCUGAAGGCAUCAGAGGCACUGUCCCUUUUUCUCUAACAGUUCAUACUUCCAGGGCUCCCCAAGACUUAUAAAUUUCUCCCUAGGAUAAGUCUGGAUCAGGCUACUUGCCUAGAGCCAGGUUGUUCAUUUCUCAUCUGUAACUUUAUUUUUUGGUAAUGAUGAUGUAUUAAAAAGGCUGAUGGGAGAAGAGUGACCUCUUGUGAUCAAUUCAGGGACUGUAAUUCUGUUGAAUGUUUAUUAACUGGGUGGGAAAGAGGAGAGUUUGAUGCAAACUAUGAUUCCUGUUGUUAAUGGUUUAAAUAUGGCUCAGCCACCUACCAGCUGGCUCACUACUUUAAGCUCAGCCCUUAGGGCCCACCCUUCGGAUCUGUGUCAAAACUUGUUUUGACUCUCAGUGAUUUGUCUUUUCCCCCUCUCCAAACUCCUGUCACAUUUCUCUUCCACAAGCCUUUUUCUGUUUAAACACAUUCCUUUAGUGGCUGAUACUCAUUUUCAAGUCUUUUCUCACUGAUUCACCUAUGUUUACUAUAUUUCCUUAUGUAUCAAUGCCCCAGUGAAGGCUUUACUUCAAUAUGGGCCUCUGGCAUGGGAAC